AUGGCGGGCGCCAGCCCGGCUGCCCUCCUGCUUCUGGCGCUCCUGUUUCAAAUUUCGAAAAGCGGGCGGGGCGCCUCGCCGCUGGAGGUCGAGGCCAAGUACACAGACAUAAUGCGGGCCGUGGCGGACGACUUGGUCGACCGGUACGACCGGUUAGAGGAGUUGAUGGCGGAGUGCGAGUGCAGCUACCACACGUGCGGAAGCAACCUGCCGGGCACCCGCUGCGUGGACAUCAAGCGCGACCCGCACCCCGAUGAGGACAUAAAGGAGGCGGCGGCCAAGUACGUGGUCUGCGAUCCGGACUGCGGCCAUCGCAAGAACAAUGUGAACUCCACGGUGAUUUCCACGCCGAGCAACAUCAUUUUCGAGGAUCCAUCUCUGAGCCCGCAUGUCGUGGAGGUCAUCUGCAUGACGCAGGGCAUGGAAGAGGUAAUGAAGUCGGCCAACAAUUACAGUGGGGAGCACCUUCGAGCCACGUUCAUUGCGUCGGCUCGGUCGGGCAUAAUGAGGAUUUGGCCCAUGCUUGCCCAGCCUCGACACAAAAACGGAAACUGCCUACGAUAUGAUCCGCGACUUCGCCUCUGGUACAAAAUGGCGACUUCCGAGCCAAAGAAGGUCGUCAUUAUUGUGCGAGCUGCAAGUUCCAUGGAGAAGCUGCUUCACCUUGGGGGAGGUGGCAACUCCAAAACACGUUGGGAAGUUGCCAAGGAAACAGUCAAGAGCAUCCUGCGAACUCUUGAUGGCAGCAGCGACUACGUCAACGUUAUUGCCUUCAAUGCACAGGCCACUGCCAUAGUGGGUGAAGGUCUGCUUGAUGCCAAGGAUGCUAAUAUAGAAGCACUGGAGGCUGCAUUGGAUAAAGUUGAGCUGCCAAAGGGCUCAGACAACGCGGCAGCCUUUAAUGCCGCCUUUGACAUGCUUCAAAAAGGGAAGGACAUGCAAGCACAGCAACUGCACAACUGCCAGAACAUCAUCAUCCACAUAGGCGACGGUGAGGACUGCACAAAAAAUGGUGACCUGCCGUGCUCGCUUCGAGAAUCAAAUGGAUCAGAUGAUCGACAUGUGGGAGGAUCCGAGGGGUUGAUGGAUGGGAUUCCACGAGAUGGCAUUCAAAAGAACCUGGAAGUUGUGGAGGCCAGGCAGCGCAUUCUGGAGCAAUCGUCCAGUCGAGCCACAGUGUUCAGUCUUACGAUUAAUGGCACAAAGAAUUGCCUGGCACGCCAGCUGGCUUGCAACAAUGGGGGCGCAUGGUUUAGCCUGGACGGUCGCGGAGAGCCCCUGAACAACAUGGGGCCCUACUUUCAGUACUUGGCGUUCGCCAUGGAACCAAGGCCAGACAGACACCACGCCGUCUUCACGCCUUUAGCACCUCACUGGAGCAGCUGGAGCAAGAAGACCAAUGUGGCAUAUCCCGUUUUUGUGAAUCCCAGAUGCACUGACAGGACGUCAUCUAAGAGGAAGCUGCUGCUGGCCGUCAUUGGCAAGGAGGUGACUUUGAGGGUGCUGGAAGAAGAGGACGGACUUGGGGAGAAAGAGGUGGACAGCCUGAUUAAAGAGAACUUCGCAAAGACGAAGGUGUGCAACGGGGACUACGAAUAUGACCUCUGCAAAUUGCAGGAAUUGCGAGGAUCCACGUCGGAGUGUCCUGCCCGCUCGUGGAGGGCAUCGGACAGGGAAAAAUGUUAUGCAUUCAAAAGCGUGCAUUACGUUCUGGUAGCAGAGCCGACGGACUUCGAAGAGGCACAGCAGCGGUGCAAGGAUAUGGGUGGCCGGUUGGCGGAGCCGAGCGUUGAACAAUUCAAAGAUGAUCUGCAUUUUUUGGCUUCGAUCGUUCCUCCCGACGGUGCAUGGAUUGGCCUCAGGCCAGGCCCACAAUGGAAGUUUCUGAGCUCCUCCCAGGAUGUUCCGGAGAGACUGACACGUGAUCUGUGGUUCACAAAACCUUCCAUAAGCGGCAGCUGCAGGGGGAGUUAUGUCGACCCCCGGGGCACCCUUCAUAACGUGGGGAGUCGAUUGUGCAACGAUGAAACGGCGUUCGUCUGUCAGCUCGAUGAAACAACGCAGCCAGAGCUUUGCAAGGGAAACAUAACGCCGGUACUUUCAGAAGCGCUGUGGAACGCCACAGCAGAGGGGUGUGCAUCCUCUGGCGGAUGCAUCGGAGGCAUCCGAAGUACUGCGACUGUCGGAAACGAGUUGCCAAAUUCCAGAGCCACCAGCAGCGUCAUCUGCGACUUCGGACCUCCGAAACCAUUCAGCGAGCUCAUGUGCUGCUCAAGAGACGAGCUCCAGGGCGUCUGCGAGGCGAGGAGACAUUCGCAGUGUUAG
Messenger RNA from Ostreobium quekettii, 2325 nucleotides. The record is from the annotation of a GenBank genome assembly. Lineage: Eukaryota; Viridiplantae; Chlorophyta; Ulvophyceae; Bryopsidales; Ostreobiaceae.